AUGGAAGUGGUCGCUCAGGACUGUGUGAGUUGUACCACCAUCUGUUUCCCAGAUCUAACAAUGCACGUCUGCGGUGGGAGACGCCUUCGAAGAGCUGAUCACGUGUGGGGCCUCCACAAUGGCGGUCCAAUCCCUCCCAGCUCGCUGGAUGCAUUUAUCAAGAGGCAAAAUUCACUAUCCAAUUUGGCUUAA
This is a messenger RNA of Echinococcus granulosus, 192 nucleotides long. RefSeq lists its product as hypothetical. Bases 1 to 192 code for a protein of 63 amino acids. NCBI's taxonomy places the organism in Eukaryota, Metazoa, Platyhelminthes, Cestoda, Cyclophyllidea, Taeniidae. The transcript has 2 exons. The record is from RefSeq and is a predicted model, not a curated record.